Myxocyprinus asiaticus (Chinese sucker) is the source of this 3612-nucleotide messenger RNA. Its product is annotated as mucin-2-like. The record is from RefSeq and is a predicted model, not a curated record. The coding region runs from base 1 to 3612 and encodes 1203 amino acids. The transcript has 2 exons. Lineage: Eukaryota; Metazoa; Chordata; Actinopteri; Cypriniformes; Catostomidae.
AUGACAACAACUAAUGCUCCUACAAGCACAACUGUGGUUUCCACAACAACACCCCUGACAACUACAACAAUUGAAACAUCCAUGACCACAGCCCCAACAAGCACGACUGAGACGUCGACAACCACUACGCAAAUUCCAACUACAACAACUGUUUCUCCUACAAGCACAACUGUGGCUUCUACAACAACACCUUCAACAACAGCUCCAACAACCAUGACUGAGGCAACCACAACAAAUGCUCCAACUACAACACCACUUCCAACAACAACAACAACUAAUGCCCGUACAAGCACAACUGUGGUUUCAACAACAACACCCCUGACAACUACAACAAUUCAAACAACCAUGUCCACAGCUCCAACAAGCACGACUGAGACGUUGACAACCACACAACAAAUUCCAGCUACAACAACUGUUUCUCCUACAAGCACAACUUUGUCUUCCACAACAACAUCUUCAACCACAGCUCCAACAACCACAACUGCGGCUCCCACAACCACAACAAAUUCUCCAACUACAACACCUAUUCAAACAACAACAUCAACUAAUGUUCCAUCAACCACAACUUUGCUUUCCACAACAACACUCCCAACAACUACAGCACUUCCAACAACAACAACAACCACUGCUCCAACAAGCACAACGGAGACAUCGACAACCACACUGCAAAUUCCAACUACAACAACAACUAUUUCUCCAACAAGCACAACUGUGGCUUCCACAACAUUACCUUCAACAACAUCUCCAAUAACCACGACUGAGGCAACCACAACACCACUUCCAACAAUGACAACAACUAAUGCUCCUUCAAGCACAACUGUGGUUUCCACAACAACACCCCUGACAACUACAACAAUUGAAACAUCCAUGACCACAGCCCCAACAAGCACGACUGAGACGUUGACAACCACUACGCAAAUUCCAACUACAACAACUGUUUCUCCUACAAGCACAACUGUGGCUUCUACAACAUUACCUUCAACAACAUCUCCAAUAACCACGACUGAGGCAACCACAACAAAUGCUCCAACCACAACACCACUUCCAACAAUGACAACAACUAGUGCUCCUACAAGCACAACUGUGGUUUCCACAACAACACCCCUGACAACUACAACAAUUAAAACAUCCAUGACCACAACCCCAACAAGCACGACUGAGACGUUGACAACCACUACGCAAAUUCCAACUACAACAACUGUUUCUCCUACAAGCACAACUGUGGCUUCUACAACAACACCUUCAAUAACAGCUCCAACAACCACGACUGAGGCAACCACAACAAAUGCUCCAACUACAACACCACUUCCAACAACAACAACAACUAAUGCUCAUACAAGCACAACUGUGGUUUCCACAACAACACCCCUGACAACUACAACAAUUCAAACAACCAUGUCCACAGCUCCAACAAGCACGACUGAGAUGUUGACAACCACACAACAAAUUCCUGCUACAACAACUGUUUCUCCUACAAGCACAACAUUGUCUUCCACAACAACAUCUUCAACCACAGCUCCACCAACCACAACUUUGCUUUCCACAACAACACUCCCAACAACUACAGCACUUCCAACAACAACAACCACUGCUCCAACAAGCACAACGGAGACAUCGACAACCACACUGCAAAUUCCAACUACAACAACAACUGUUUCUCCAACAAGCACAACUGUGGCUUCCACAACAUUACCUUCAACAACAUCUCCAAUAACCACGACUGAGGCAACCACAACACCACUUCCAACAAUGACAACAACUAAUGCUCCUACAAGCACAACUGUGGUUUCCACAACAACACCCCUGACAACUACAACAAUUGAAACAUCCAUGACCACAGCCCCAACAAGCACGACUGAGACGUCGACAACCACUACGCGAAUUCCAACUACAACAACUGUUUCUCCUACAAGCACAACUGUGGCUUCUACAACAAAACCUUCAACAACAGCUCCAACAACCAUGACUGAGGCAACCACAACAAAUGCUCCAACUACAACACCACUUCCAACAACAACAACAACUAAUGCCCCUACAAGCACAACUGUUGUUUCCACAACAACACCCCUGACAACUACAACAAUUCAAACAACCAUGUCCACAGCUCCAACAAGCACGACUGAGACGUUGACAACCACACAACAAAUUCCAGCUACAACAACUGUUUCUCCUACAAGCACAACUUUGUCUUCCACAACAACAUCUUCAACCACAGCUCCAACAACCACAACUGCGGCUCCCACAACCACAACAAAUUCUCCAACUACAACACCUAUUCAAACAACAACAACAACUAAUGUUCCAUCAACCACAACUUUGCUUUCCACAACAACAUUCCCAACAACUACAGCACUUCCAACAACAACAACCACUGCUCCAACAAGCACAACGGAGACAUCGACAACCACAAUGCAAAUUCCAACUACAACAACAACUAUUUCUCCUACAAGCACAACUGUGGCUUCCACAACAUUAACUUCAACAACAUCUCCAAUAACCACGACUGAGGCAACCACAACAAAUGCUCCAACCACAACACCACUUCCAACAAUGACAACAACUAUUGUUCCUACAAGCACAACUGUGGUUUCCACAACAACACCCCUGACAACUACAACAAUUAAAACAUCCAUGACCACAGCCCCAACAAGCACGACUGAGACGUUGACAACCACUACGCAAAUUCCAACUACAACAACUACAACAACUGUUUCUCCUACAAGCACAACUGUGGCUUCUACAACAACACCUUCAAUAACAGCUCCAACAACCACGACUGAGGCAACCACAACAAAUGCUCCAACUACAACACCACUUCCAACAACAACAACAACUAAUACCCGUACAAGCACAACUGUGGUUUCAACAACAACACCCCUGACAACUACAACAAUUCAAACAACCAUGUCCACAGCUCCAACAAGCACGACUGAGACGUUGACAACCACACAACAAAUUCCAGCUACAACAACUGUUUCUCCUACAAGCACAACUUUGUCUUCCACAACAACAUCUUCAACCACAGCUCCAACAACCACAACUCAGGCUCCCACAACCACAACAAAUUCUCCAACUACAACACCUAUUCAAACAACAACAACAACUAAUGUUCCAUCAACCACAACUUUGCUUUCCACAACAACACUCCCAACAACUACAGCACUUCCAACAACAACAACCACUGCUCCAACAAGCACAACGGAGACAUCGACAACCACACUGCAAAUUCCAACUACAACAACAACUAUUUCUCCAACAAGCACAACUGUGGCUUCCACAACAUUACCUUCAACAACAUCUCCAAUAACCACUACUGAGGCAACCAAAACACCACUUCCAACAAUGACAACAACUAAUGCUCCUUCAAGCACAACUGUGGUUUCCACAACAACACCCCUGACAACUACAACAAUUGAAACAUCCAUGACCACAGCCCCAACAAGCACGACUGAGACCACUUCCAACAACAACAACCACUGCUCCAACAAGCACAACGGAGACAUCGACAACCACAAUGCAAAUUCCAACUACAACAACAACUGUUUCUCCUACAAGCACAACUGUGGCUUCCACAACAUUACCUUCAACAACAUCUCCAAUAACCACGACUGA